This is a messenger RNA of Zophobas morio, 1464 nucleotides long. RefSeq lists its product as uncharacterized. The coding region runs from base 423 to 944 and encodes 173 amino acids. The transcript is spliced from 2 exons. The record is from RefSeq and is a predicted model, not a curated record. Lineage: Eukaryota; Metazoa; Arthropoda; Insecta; Coleoptera; Tenebrionidae.
CAAGUUUCAGGCAGGAAAAGGCAUUCGUGAUUGUUUGUUUCAAUAGUGUUCCAGUCUGUUAUGGAACACUGGCUACCAAAGAUGUACAAAUUAUUGUUCUGGAAAAUUUGAAAAUAAGCGGUUACGUCUUGUGGGAUAAGAAACAUCCAUUUACUAGGAAACACAUAGAUCUAGUAGUCGAAGAGUAUGCAAAGUUUCAUUCCCUCUCCAUUGCUCUGCAAAUCAACGAUCCUCAGAAGUUUAAGGAAUUAAGUGACUGUUUAGGUGACACACUUAAUGAGUUUGUAAAGGCGAACAACUUGGGAGUACUUUUUGGAAGAGCUGUGCUAGAAAUACACGAUUUACUAAAAGGUGAUCUGGAUGAAGACACGUUGAGUACGUGGAAAAUUUUGUACGAAAAAGCACACUUUAUUCUUGAAGAUAUGGUCGACAAAAAUGAAGCACUAACAGUAAUUCUGCAUGCCUCGUGUUGGUGUAACAAUUUCAUGUUUAAGUAUGCUAGUGGUGAGAAUCUUUUACCAAUCAGGGUCUCUAUGUUGGAUUGGCAAAUGUCAAGAACUUCAUCGCCGAUUCUUGAUUUGUCAUAUUUUAUUUUUUCUCACAUAUCCAGUGAAGACAUACAACAUAUGAGCGAUAUUUUAAAUGUUUAUUAUGAGAAAUUAAAACUCCAUUCAAGUCAGCUUGGGGCUGAUCUGCAUGAUUUCUAUCCGAAGCAACAGUUUCUAGACGACUGGCGAAAAUAUGUUAAGUUUGGUGCUCUAUAUUCAAGUCUAGUAUAUAAACUCUGCGCUACUGAAAAAGACGAAGUCAUUGAUGUCGCUGAUACUUCUGACAGUGGUAAAAACUUCACCGAGGCGUUUGCUUAUGAAGUUAAGAAUAAAGCUGCUUUUAAAAACCGAGCAAAACAUGUUGUAAAAUAUAUGGUUGAAAAUCAGCUAAUUUAACCAAAAAUCAGAAAUAUUUAAAUGAACAUGUUGUGUACCUACCUGUUAUUUCUUUGUUAUGAUUUAUUGCUUGUUUUGAAUUAAAAUUAAAACUUGCUUCCAUGUGCGUAAAUAAAAACGAAACCGCGAAGUUCCUCUAUAGCAAUAUAAGGUUCUCUAUUUCACAGGGAGGCCUAAAGAGAGAAAAUGUAAUCUACACAAGCACGGUAAGAAAAUGUACUGGAUUCCCAGACUUCUAAAGGAUAUUUCCAGAUAGUGCUAAAGGAAAUACAGCCAUGAUUCUUUUUUUUUUGGAGGACUGUGUAUUUAGUGGGUACCAAGGUGGUUAUUAGUGCUAAACUGGAAUGGGCAGGGAGUUAUUUUUUGUAUUUCCCAAAAACAGACAGAGUUUAUCCAGGCCUUAGGAAAUAAAUUAAUUGGGAGUAUUGGGACCAUUGUUAGUAAUAGUAAUACUACAACUAAUCUUUUCUACGUGUCUAGAACACGGCAAAAAGUAAAACUUAUGUUCAUAACUUCAUAA